CAGAGAAUCCAUGGCGGACCCCAACCUCUCAUUUCUUGCUCUCGCCAUUCUCCUCCCAAUCUUCUUUCUUCUCUUCCUUAAACUCAUCGUCCGUCCUCGCCCCAUCAGAAUUCCAAUCAAAUCUCGACAUGUCUUCAUCACUGGCGGAUCCAGCGGCAUCGGCCUAGCUCUAGCUCGCCAAGCCGCAGCUGAAGGUGCCCGCGUUACUAUCUUAGCUCGUAAUCUCGAGAAGCUUGAGGAAGCCAAGGCCUCUAUCCGCCUCUCCACCGGCAUAGAUGUUGCUAUUAUUAGCGCUGAUGUAUGCGACUUUGAAGCCGUCAAGGAAGCAGUGGCGACUGCUGGUCCGAUCGAUGUUUUGGUUUGUAAUCAAGGCGUGUUUGUAGCUCAAGAGCUUGAGAAUCAGGAGAUGAAGGAGAUUAAGGGCAUGAUUGAUGUAAAUUUGAUUGGGAGUUUUAAUCUGGUUAAGGCGGCAUUGCCCGGAAUGAAGAACCGGACUGAUCGGAAGCCAGUUUCGAUCGCAUUUAUGUCGUCUCAGGCCGGUCAGGUGGGCAUUUAUGGUUAUACAGCAUAUUCAGCUAGUAAGUUUGGUCUAAGGGGAUUGGCAGAAGCGCUGCAACAAGAAGUUGUUGCUGACAACAUUCAUGUUUCGCUUAUCUUUCCCCCAGACACGGAUACACCUGGUCUUGUGGAAGAGAACAAGAGAAAGCCACGAUUGACAAGCAUCAUAGCAGCAUCCUCUGGUGCAAUGCAAGCUGAUGAGGUUGCAAAGAAAGCAUUGGAUGGCAUCAAAUCCGGGUGUUUUAUGGUCCCCUGCAAUUUGGAAGGAUUCUUAUUGUCCAUAGCUACUGCUGGUCUCUCUCCUCAGAGAUCAUACCUCAUGGCAUUUGUUGAGGUCAUUUCAGCUGGUCUAUUACGUAUUGCAGGAUUGUGUUUUCAGUGGACCUGGUACGGAAGCAUUGAAAAGUGGCAUGCACAACAGAAAUAGAAUUUGGAUGCAUAUUGCGGCAAUGAACACGGAUCCUAUCUCCUGGACUGAAUUUGACACGAUAACAUAUGAUGCCGGAUUUUCAGCAUCUGUAAGCACCAAUCAUCAUAUUCUUGCCUAUUUGCUCCAUAUUUGUCAAGAAUCUGAAGCUUUCCUAACGUGUUCUUGAUGGGUCCAACCAUUUCCAUCGCUAAAUUUAGUGACAAAUUUGCUACUUGAGGCUCAAUCAUUUUCGGCAAUUUACGUUUCAAACUUCUCUUGUUAUGCAUAAUUAGUCUUUUAUUAGCUUUAAAGCCAUCAGACAACUUAUCAAUUAACAACCAGCUUAUCAG
This is a messenger RNA of Cynara cardunculus var. scolymus (artichoke), 1317 nucleotides long. Its product is annotated as 3-dehydrosphinganine reductase TSC10A-like. Gene Ontology annotation, cellular component: endoplasmic reticulum membrane. The transcript is spliced from 4 exons. Lineage: Eukaryota; Viridiplantae; Streptophyta; Magnoliopsida; Asterales; Asteraceae. Gene Ontology annotation, biological process: sphingolipid biosynthetic process. Gene Ontology annotation, molecular function: 3-dehydrosphinganine reductase activity. The record is from RefSeq and is a predicted model, not a curated record. The coding region runs from base 11 to 985 and encodes 324 amino acids.